GAUCAUAUUUUCUGAUCAAUUGUAACGUCAUGCAGCUCUCAAAUCCACAUUACCAUUAUUAUUAUCACAAUUAUCUUUAUUGUUAUCAUGAUUAUUAUUAUUAAAGAGUAUCAGUGUGUCAAUUCAAGCAACACAACAGCAACACAAGCCGUACAUUUGUUUACAAUUAACUGAAACAACCUAAAGUACAACCGAAAUUAACGUUCAUUGAAACAAUUUAUAGUGAUUCGUCAUCAGAACAUCAGUAGCUGUCGGACAACAGCAGAGUAGACAUCUGUGCAGCUUUUAAAAUCAUGGACAUCAUCAAUAAUUUAUCAAUUACUUUAACAAAUUAAAUAAAAAAACAAAUAAUAUUCUAAUUUAAAAAUAAUAAUUAAUUUAAUUGAUUGACAAGUGUCUUAAGCUGGUGGUUUUUAAAAAUUAAUUACUAAAAUGAGUUCCCAGCCAAUAAUGGUACCUGGAGGUGAUAAAAGUCAUCAUCAUGAGCAACAAUCAUCCUCUGCUGGUCAUUCAAAUGAUUUAAAAACAAUGACACCGCCAACAAGUCGUUCCUUCAACAAUCGAAAUUGGAGUUAUGAAACUUUAACAAACAAUGUAGCACCUGGAGACGAACGAAGACCAAGGCAGGGUAGCGUUAAUGCUCAAUCAGCUCAGUUGUCAAAGCUGCCAUCAUCAGAAUCACUUACAGCUAACGUUAAUAUCACUGGUCCUCCGCUUUCCCCAGGUUUAUCAGCAAUGGGCGAGAGUACUCUAAAAAUCGAUAGUGUCACCGACAAGGCGGACGGUAAACUAACGAGAAAGGAAUCAUACAAAGCGCAGCGUAAAAAUUAUCGUAUUGAAAAAAAACGUGUCGCAAAUGAAUUAUUGAGCUCAUUAAAAGAUCCCACGGUCGUUGUCAUGAGCGACUGGCUCAAAGUGCGCGGCACUUUGAAAAGUUGGACUAAACUCUGGUGUAUAUUGAAACCAGGUUUAUUAUUACUCUACAAAAGUCCAAAGAUAAAGAGUAGUCACUGGGUCGGAACGGUAUUGCUGAAUACGUGUCAAGUAAUUGAACGACCAAGUAAAAAGGAUGGGUUUUGUUUUAAAUUAUUUCAUCCACUCGAACAAUCUAUCUGGGCACCCAGAGGCCCUGAGAAAGAAGCUAUGAGAGCCGUUGUACAGCCGCUGCCUACAUCUCAUUUAAUAUUUCGCGCACCAUCGCAGGCUGCUGGUAAAUGUUGGCUCGACGCUUUAGAAUUAUCUUUACGCUGCUCUUCGCUUAUCGUCAGAUCUACUAGUAUUUUACCGCGAUCGCCGCAACAUGAUGCCACGACUACACACGAGACGCAGUGGAGUGAAGCUGAUUAUGAAAAACACUUUGAUGAUCAUGAGUGUGAAGCCCAUCGUGUAGUAACGCUAGAUCCUGUUCGUACCUUACAUACAGACCUGGACGACAUCAGUCAGCCUGAUAACGGUGUCAAUGCUGAUGCGGAGAUCAGCGCCUCUGAUACUGAUUCCGACGGAUCUGUCAAGGAGGAAGAAGUCAAUAUUUGUGAGACUCCGUACGUUACUAAUGAAAAUGAAUUUCUGGGAACGGCUGGUGAAGUCGUUGCUGAGCUACCAGAUGAACAAAAGUCGCUUAUCUGGUUUCUUCUUAAGCAAGUGAGACCUGGUAUGGAUCUUUCUAAAGUUGUGCUGCCAACAUUUAUACUCGAGCCACGUUCAUUUUUGGAAAAACUCGCCGAUUCUUAUUAUCACGCCGAUUUACUUUCUCAAGCUGUAUUAGAAGAUGAUGCAUUUACACGUAUGAAAGGUGUAGUCAAAUGGUAUCUAUCUGGUUUUUAUAAGAAGCCCCAAGGUCUUAAGAAACCAUACAAUCCACUACUUGGUGAAACAUUUCGUUGUUAUUGGCAACAUCCUAAUGGCUCACGAACUUUUUAUCUUGCUGAACAAAUCUCACAUCAUCCACCAAUAUCUGGAUUUUACGUAACAAAUCGUCAGGACGGUUUUACAAUAAGUUCAACAAUUAGACCUAAAUCAAAAUUCUAUGGUAACUCAACGUCAGCUGUUUUGGAUGGUGCAGCUGUGCUUACGAUGCUUCCACGUGGCGAGGAUUACUCUAUGACUAUUCCCUAUGCUCAUUGCAAGGGAAUAGUUAUGGGUACCUUGUCCAUGGAACUCGGCGGCAAAAUAAAUAUUAUUUGUGAAAAAACUGGUUACCAUACGGAAAUUGAAUUUAAAUUGAAGCCAUUUUUGGGUGGUGCUGAACAAAUGAAUCAAGUUGUUGGUCGAAUAAAGCUUGGGAAAGAAACACUGGCAACUAUAUCUGGUUACUGGGACGGACAGAUAAAUAUCGUUGACAAAAGAACUGGACAAGAGAGUAUUUUAUUUAGUUCAACGCCAGAAAUAAGACAAGCGCGUUUAAAAAAAUACACAGUCCCAAUCGAAUCACAGAACGAGUGGGAGAGUCAAAAAUUGUGGCUGGCAGUUACAUUGGCUAUCAAUCGCGAAGAUCAGAUCGCUGCCACCGAAGCUAAAACGGCCUUGGAAGAAGCUCAGCGUGAACGUGCCAAAGAUCGUCAAUUAACUAAUCUUGAAUGGAUACCCAAAUAUUUUGUCCAGGAUAUAAUAACAGGCAAUUGGAUUUAUCGACAUGCAGACAUCAGACCAUGGGAUCCGCGUAAUGAUGUCGUUCAAUAUGAACAAGAUUAUAUUGUACGAACAAAAACACGUCACAAGACUCCAAUAAUGCGUACCGGAAGUAUUGUAUCAUCAGAUCCACAAUCACAGUAUCACGAAUUUUGGGCUAAACACGCGGAGUCACGCUCGUCGUUGUCUGUAUUGAAGUCAUCCAAGAGGCAGUUGUCUAAUAAUUUACCAUUAGUUGAAAAUGUUCAUGAUUCUGGAAGUUCUUCGGAAGCCAUUCAUUCAGAUUCGAGUCAAUCUGUUGGUAAAAGACGGCGUUAUACUGCUAGAAUGAUGCAUUCAAUAAAAGAAGUUGAAAGUCAAAUGAUAGAGCAAGGAGAGAAAUUAACUCGCAUCCAACGUUCUCUGGAACAGCUUGCGAUCCGACAGCGAACCCAACGGGAGCAAAAUUCAAAUUCAAAUAUAUUAAGAAGUUCCAUAGACACUAUUGUUGUUAUCGCCAUCGUAUUUUUCGUGCAGUACAUUAUUAAAUUUUUUAGCCACAGUAACAGUGAUACCAAAGAUACAUGAUCCCAGACGAAUCAACAGAAUUAAUAACUCCAAGAUUCCAUUACUAAUAAUAAAUUUUGGGCUUCUUAUAAAACAUAAAAAAAAAAACAAACAAAUAAAAUAACUAAAAGAUAUAUAAUUAUAUUAAAAUAAAUAAUAACGUGAUAUAGAUUAUUUAAUUGUAAUUAAAAUGACAAUGUACACUCUAAUCAGUCUUUAAAACUACGCACGACAUAUUUAUUAUUACAAUCAUGUUUCUUACUGUUUAUUUUUUUUUUUUUUUAUUUUAGUUUAUUUUUUUUAAAGAUAAAUUUAAUUGUACAUAUUAUUUAAUCUGUUAUUUUAUUUAAAGAUAAUCUCAAAUAUAUUUAUAUUAAAGGUGUGCAAGUGAUCGAAUCGAAUUUAAUUAUUCGAAUUAUCUAUCAAUUUUUAAAAAUUCAUUUCGCUGGUUUUUAUCAUACAGAAAUCGAUUGUACAUAAAUAUAACGUAGAAUACAUCGAUCAGAAAUAUUUUACACACAUGGAAAAAACAAACACCUAUCCCGGGUUAUAUAUAAACAGUAAAAAAUUUUGAGUCCGUGGUGUGGUUUGAAUAAAUUGGUGUUGAAUUUUUAAACAUUGCCGGGGUGAAAUUUACACGACGCACGGUGUUAAAUUUUUGAGUGUGUAAAUUAGAACGUUCAUACCACCAAUGGUGUAAAUGUAUAAGUUCUUUAUUUAAAACUGUCGAUUACUUCAACACUAAGUAUUUAAUUUUUAUUUAAAAAAUAUUUAAGGUAAGAGACCCAGUACCCGAUCACUCAUGUAUUUGUAUAUCUAUAUUUACUAAAUUUUACUAAAUAUAUAUAUAUACAAAUACAUGGAGUGAUCGGGUACUAGGUCUCUUACCUUACAUCAAUAAUAAUAAUUACACUACCGCUCAAAAGUAUUUGGCCUCUCAGAAACAGGUAUUUUGUAAAAGUUUGAAUAAAUGAAACGACUUCAUAGUAAUUUUAAUUAUUUAUUAGCAAAUUAUUAGACGUCAUAACAAUACGUAUUUUGCAGUGAGAUACAAACAAUGAAACCUAAUAAAAUUGUUUCAAUAAAAGUAUUGUUUGUAAUAUAAUGAACAACGCAGGUGGCCAGAUAGUUUUGAGCGGUAGUGUAUAUACUAGGGUUUCAGCCUACACGUUGAAAAAAAAAAGAAGUGCUAU
Microplitis mediator is the source of this 4367-nucleotide messenger RNA. RefSeq names its product oxysterol-binding protein-related protein 8 (gene Orp8). Gene Ontology annotation, cellular component: intracellular membrane-bounded organelle; cytosol; membrane. Bases 433 to 3195 code for a protein of 920 amino acids. The record is from RefSeq and is a predicted model, not a curated record. NCBI's taxonomy places the organism in Eukaryota, Metazoa, Arthropoda, Insecta, Hymenoptera, Braconidae. Gene Ontology annotation, molecular function: cholesterol binding. The transcript is spliced from 19 exons.